GUAGUUCAGAAAGUAUUUAUAAAAUUAAUGAAGAGAUGAAUGAAAAGACUGAUGCCUAAAGAAACUAAAGAACUUGUCAUAUGUAUUACUAAGUCAUUAUAUAUUAUGUGUGUGUAUGUAUCUUAAGGCAUAAGAAUAUUUUCUUUUUCAGGAUAAUUAGAAUUCUUCAAAAUGUCAGGAGAAAGGAUUUUCACUGUCAUUGAGCCAAUUUACCAUCCCUUGAGCAGCCUGCAGAUGAAAUGGAAAAUCAAACCAAAACACCAGAUACAAGACCUGAUGCUCCUCCUGACUACAAUUCUCAUGUUAUUCCAGGACCCCCAGGACCCACUGUUCCUCCACUUACAGGUUACCCAGGAGGCUUGCCUAUGGGAUACUACAGUCCACAGCAGCCCCCUACUUUUCCCUUAUAUCAGCCAACUGGCAGCACCCAGCCUAUCCAGUAUCAGCCUGGCAAAUAUCCUGCACCGAAUCAGCUCACUCCAGUAAUGUGGAUGCCAGGGCCGACUCCUAUGCUGAAUUGCCCUCCUGGUCUGGAAUACUUAGCUCAGUUGGACAACAUACAUGUUCUUCAACAUUUUGAGCCUCUGGAAUUGAUGACACGCUUUGAAACUAAUAACAGAUAUGAUAUUAAAAAUAACACAGAGCAGAUGGUUUACAUUGUAACCGAAGACACAGAUGACUUCACUAGGAAUGCUUAUCGUACACUGAGGCCCUUUGUGCUCCGGGUCACUGACUGCACGGGCCGAGAGAUCAUGACAAUGCAGAGACCUUUCCGAUGCACCUGCUGCUGCUUCUGCUGCCCCUCAGCCAGGCAAGAGCUGGAAGUGCAGUGUCCUCCAGGUGUCACCGUUGGCUUUGUGGCAGAACACUGGAACCUGUGCAGGGCAGUGUACAGCAUCCAAAAUGAGAACAGAAAAAAUGUGAUGAGAGUGCGGGGCCCAUGCUCAACCUACGGCUGCGGGUCCGAUUCUGUUUUUGAGGUCAAAUCCCUCGAUGGCGUAUCCAACAUUGGCAGCAUUAUUAGGAAGUGGAAUGGUUUGCUGUCAGCAAUGGGAGAUGCUGACCAUUUUGACAUUCAUUUCCCAUUGGACCUGGAUGUGAAGAUGAAAGCCAUGAUUUUUGGAGCUUGUUUCCUUAUUGACUUCAUGUAUUUUGAAAGAUCUCCACCACAACGUUCAUCAAGAUAGAGAAACAUGUAAGAUCACCAAUUGUGAUUAACAAAAAUAUUUUAGAAAAUGUUACAUUAGGCUUAGAGUCACCCCUCACAUUUGGCAAAUAUAUUUCUCUAUUUUCCAGGUUAUUGCAGCAGGGUGGGGGGAGUGCUUUGACAGUCUGAGGUUUCAGUGGAAGAUCUCAACCAAACAUGUGUUUCAGUUGAUUAUCUGUCUAUUUGAUAGAUUAGGGGUACAUUUAAAAAGUCCAUAAUCCAUUAACCUAGUAAAUGUAUACAAAAUUAGUUUUAAAACACGACAAAUAUGAGAUAA
Messenger RNA from Fukomys damarensis (Damara mole-rat), 1484 nucleotides. It is a transcript of the gene Plscr4, whose product is annotated as phospholipid scramblase 4. The transcript is spliced from 9 exons. Gene Ontology annotation, molecular function: phospholipid scramblase activity. Gene Ontology annotation, biological process: plasma membrane phospholipid scrambling. The record is from RefSeq and is a predicted model, not a curated record. Lineage: Eukaryota; Metazoa; Chordata; Mammalia; Rodentia; Bathyergidae. Gene Ontology annotation, cellular component: plasma membrane. Bases 240 to 1187 code for a protein of 315 amino acids.